UUUUGUGGGUUUCUCUAAUCUGUCAAAAAUUUCUGAUUGUUCGUCUUAAAUUGCUGGAUCCGAAGAUGAAUCGGUUCACAAACACUCCGUUCGAUUACUCUUCAAGUCCGGCGAUGAUUCUUCAAUGUCCGCAAAAAAUCCAGUGAAAUUUGGAAGAGAAAACACCUCAAAAAUUUCAGAAUCGGGAAAGGACAUCGAAAACCAGGUUUUAUCCAUCUUGUAUGUACUGGAUUCGAUUUGAGUUGCUUGGGAUUUGAAAAGGAAUGGCUCAUAGGGAUAGGAUAAGUCACUUGCCUGAUGAGUUGCUCUUGAGGAUAUUGCGGUUUCUGCCUAGUACCAAAGAUGUUGUAGUCACAAUGGUUUUGUCUAAACGGUGGCAGUUUCUUUGGAUGAUGGUGCCAAAACUCGUAUACGAUGAUCAUAGCUAUCCGCAUCGUAAGUAUGGAAGGUUUUCACGCUUUGUGGACAGGUCUCUGCUUUUGCACAAGGCUCCAGUCCUACAGACUUUGCAUUUCAAAGUUAGCAAAACCUGUGGUGUUGGUGAUAUUCCACUAUGGACUAGAGCUGCGGAUAAACGCUCUGUGCGUGAACUGAUUAUCGAGAUCGGCAGCUCUUCUAGUAGCUCUUCUAGUAGCUCUUCUAGUGCAUCUCCGGCCAUUUUUCCAAGGAGUUUGUACACAGGGUGUAGAAUGCUUGCGAGGUUGGAACUAAUUAACGUUAUUCUCGUGGAUGUUUCUUCAACGGUCUCUUUCCCAUCUCUCAAGUAUUUGGGACUUAAAUCCGUCAAGUACCCUGGUGAUGAAUUUGUCCAGAUGUUGUUAUCCAAUUGUAUCGUUUUGGAACAUUUGUGGGUUGAGCAAUGCCCCGGUGAUAAUGUGACCAUUUUCACCAUUAGAGGGCCUUCUCUCAAGAGAUUAGUCAUGGAUAAAUCACAAGACAGAGAAACAGUAGAUGCAGAUGGGUUUAUAAUAGACGCUCCUUCUUUGGAGUGGUUGGGGAUUAUUGAUUAUAGUGGUGGAUGUGUCGUUGAAAUGCCUAGUAUUGUAAAGGCAUAUUUUGAAGUUAGUUAUCAGUGUUUUAGCAAUAUUUUGGGUACUAUAACUUCAGUCAAAUGUCUUCAGUUAUGUUUACUAUACUCAAAGGAUGCAUAUCCAGUUGGUAAUGUCUUCUACUGUCUUGAACAUUUAACGAUGUGCACGUGUCAAAAGGAGUGGUUGAAUACACUUAUUUGUCUGCUCAAAGAUUCCCCUAAACUAAAGUAUCUCAAACUCGUAAAAUUCCAUUUCAUUGAAGGUAAAGAACCGCGCCUGUGCUGGAAUGAACCAAGCUCAGUUCCAGAAUGUGUGUUAUCGAGUCUUGAAACUCUGAAAUGGGUAGACUAUGAAGGAACUGAAGAAGAGAAAGAAGUGGCAGCAUUCAUCUUAAGAAACGGAAGCUGUUUGAAGAAGGUAAUCAUCUCCUUUGAAACCACUGACCGUGACGAGAAACUUGAGAUGAUCAAGGAGUUGUCAUUUUUGUCAAGGCGUUCACCUACCUGUCACCUUAUAUUCGACUGAUGUUGCGGUCAAGUAACAUCUUGCUGGUUUGGUUGGUGUUUGGUCUUAAUGUUAGAUAAGCUAUCAGAAUUUCUUAUGUUUCUCUUUUCUAAAUUUAGCACUUUAAAUUUGUUAUGUUCUGUCUUCGCAUUAGAAACACAUUACAACUAUUAUCCUUUGUUUACUCCAAUUC
This is a messenger RNA of Eutrema salsugineum, 1728 nucleotides long. RefSeq names its product probable FBD-associated F-box protein At1g32375. The record is from RefSeq and is a predicted model, not a curated record. Gene Ontology annotation, molecular function: protein binding. Bases 264 to 1556 code for a protein of 430 amino acids. NCBI's taxonomy places the organism in Eukaryota, Viridiplantae, Streptophyta, Magnoliopsida, Brassicales, Brassicaceae. The transcript has 4 exons.